Salvia miltiorrhiza (redroot sage) is the source of this 1005-nucleotide messenger RNA. RefSeq lists its product as uncharacterized. Bases 1 to 1005 code for a protein of 334 amino acids. The record is from RefSeq and is a predicted model, not a curated record. NCBI's taxonomy places the organism in Eukaryota, Viridiplantae, Streptophyta, Magnoliopsida, Lamiales, Lamiaceae. The transcript has a single exon.
AUGAACAAGAAGAAGUCUUUAGUACUGAAGAUUCGGACAUGUCUGAUGGAUCAACCAGAGACGAGUCAGACUAAGGAAGACGAGGUUAUUAUCCACUUUCAGAAGGAGGAUCAUGAUGAAUAUACCAGCCAUUCCCUGAUUCCGCAACAGAAAAUGGUGGAUAAAAUCAAGAAUAAAACCCUAAAUAUACAAACGUUCCAAGGGUUUUUAAAACGGCGACUGGAUCAAGUUAUACAAAGCUUGAGUCCAUUCAAAAGGAAGCAUCAUGUCUACUUCGGUACAACUAGCCGGGAGAUAUCGCUUUCAAUAGAGUUAACAAACAAUCAGGUGGAAAUCCAGUUAAUUCCAACCGAAGACGUGCGGAGGGAUCUCUUAAAAAUGAAGCCAGAAGUCGCAAGCGCGUUGAAAUGGAUUCAUAUAGGAGCAAUCCAACUGGUGAUCAAGUCCUCACUUUUACCAGGGACAAAUACACCAAUUGAUAUUGCAAUUUGUGACAAGAGAAUUACAAAUUCAAGAGAUGCAGUGUUGGGAGUUUUCUCAGGCAAUCUCUACGCCAAGCAGAUUAUAACCGAGUUGUAUCCACAAAUCGCUUAUAAUAUCCAAGAUUCCUCCUUCAGCAGAGCCCUGACACUCUAUCAGGAUUAUAAGAGGAAGGAUCUUUUGAUGGGAGGAAAUAAGCCAUACUCGAUCACCUAUCAAGUAUCGUAUGCCCUAUCAAACUCCCACCAUACAAAUCUAUUUCUAGGAAAUAAUUUUAUUAAAAUUCCAGAAAUAUUCAAGGAUGUGGCUAGGGCGAUUAGCCCAGAUCGUGUUGAGAUCCUAAAAAUUAGGGAGAUCGACAUCCAGGUCAAAGACAAACAGGUGCUGAAGCAUAAUCAAAGUCUCAGAUUGGGAGCACCAAGGUUGUCAUUCCAAGGAGAAAAAUUGAUAUCAAGGCCUUUGGAAAGAAGUUUCUCUCAAUCAUACGAGAGAAAGCAAUCCAGGAAGCACCAGUCUAAGGCAUAA